Messenger RNA from Sclerotinia sclerotiorum 1980 UF-70, 339 nucleotides. RefSeq lists its product with no specific name. The transcript has 2 exons. The coding region runs from base 1 to 339 and encodes 112 amino acids. The record is from RefSeq and is a predicted model, not a curated record. NCBI's taxonomy places the organism in Eukaryota, Fungi, Ascomycota, Leotiomycetes, Helotiales, Sclerotiniaceae.
AUGUACAAUGCAAAUAUUGGAAAGGAGUUGGAGAAGCUUGAUGUUGAACUAUUAAGCGUCCUAUGGCAAACAAUUUCGCGAAUGUUACAGAAAAUGAUCAGAAGUCAAAUAUCCUGGAGUGAUUUGCUCAUUUGGAUUCUCAUGAAGCUAUUUCAGCUUUAUAGCCUGGGAUUCUUGUUCCUGGAAGGUGCCAUCGUCGCCUAUUUCUAUCAGCCAAACAUGUCUUCAAAAGCCACAGCAGAGAACGAGAAGGAUAUUUUUUAUGUUGUCAUGAUAGCCAAUGUAGGCUCUCUUGCCAAACACUAUGAGCUUCAAAGGAAUCCUCGAUUGAUCACUUAA